Molecule: messenger RNA, 1831 nt
Organism: Nicotiana tabacum (common tobacco)
Lineage: Eukaryota; Viridiplantae; Streptophyta; Magnoliopsida; Solanales; Solanaceae
Product: MLO-like protein 3
Biological process (GO): defense response
Cellular component (GO): membrane
Source: RefSeq, a predicted model, not a curated record
UUAAACAUUCCAAAUAAGACCUCCACUGUUGCUUGCUGCAGUUAACUAUUUUCGUUACUAUACCUCCAUUGCUUCUGCAGCUACCUAGCUUCUAUAUAUGUAUAUACACACUAUGUAUCUUUACAACAAGAAAGAGCCUCAGCCAAUAACCGCCAAUAUAUAUAGCAUAUGAAGUCGUUAUUGUAGAAUUCAGAACCCAUAAAGUUCAAAUCUUGGAUCAGCUUCUGUUUAACCAGAAGAUAUAUACCUUUUGUUUUGUCGCAAAAUAUGACUACAGAAGGAGGAGGAGGAUCGACUUCGAGUCCUUCUCGCACUCUUUUAGACACUCCAACUUGGGCUCUGGCAAUUGUUUGUUUCAUCUUUAUUUUCCUUGGCAUUUUCAUUGAACACUUGAUCCAUCUUCUUUGUCAUUGGCUCAAAAAACAUAGGAAGACCGCUUUGUUUGAAGCUGUGGAGAAACUCAAAUCAGUGUUGAUGCAACUGGGGUUUUUAUCUCUGUUAUUAGCAGUGAUACAAAGGCCAAUAUCCAAAAUAUGCAUACCAAAUAGAAUAGCAAAUUCCAUGCUUCCUUGUCAUCAAAGGGAAUUAACGUCACUUGAGAACUCAAAGGAUCAUUGUGGCUCCAGAGGGAUGACUUCUUUUAUGUCACAAAAUGGAAUCAAUCAGCUAAACAACUUCAUAUUUGUGCUAGCAAUGAUGCAGAUUGUGUACAGUGUUGUCACAAUGGCUUUGGGAAGGGCCAAGAUGAAACGUUGGAAAACUUGGGAGAAGGAGAGUCAGACCAUAGAAUAUAUGGCAGCCAAUGAUCCUAAUCGAUUCAGAUUUACAAGAGAAACCACAUUUGGACGACGCCACAUGAACAAGUUUACAACCACUUCUACUCAUCUUUGGAUUAAAUGUUUCUUUCGGCAAUUCUUCCAUUCAGUAGCCAAAGUUGACUAUCUUACAUUACGCCAUGGCUUCAUUUCGGCUCAUUUAUCUUCAAACAAUGCCUUCAAUUUUCAGAAGUACAUCAAUCGGUCUUUAGAAGAUGAUUUUAAAGUCGUUGUUGGCAUCAGCCCUUUCAUGUGGUUAUUGGUGGUCAUCUUCUUGUUGGUUGACGUCCAUGGUUGGAACGUCUAUCUUUGGGUAUCAUUUCUUCCGCUCAUUACAGUGUUAGUGAUUGGGACUAAGCUGGAGACGAUUGUUGCCCAAAUGGCUCUUCAACUAGAAACUCAACAAGACAAUGACGUCAUCAUAGGAUCGCCAACGGUCCAACCUAAUGAUAAUCUUUUUUGGUUUAAUCAGCCUCAGUUUGUCUUGACCCUUCUAUAUUAUACCCUUUUCAUUAAUGCAUUUGAGCUGGCCUUCUUUAUUUGGGUGACGUGGCAAUUUGGAAUAAAAUCCUGUUAUCACGAGAAUGUGGAGAUCAUCGUUAUCAGGGUGGUAUUGGCGGUGACGGUUCAAGUACUUUGUAGCUACAUUACGUUGCCUCUCUAUGCCCUCGUUACUCAGAUGGGUUCACAUUUCAAAAGAGGAUUGUUGGAAGAACACAUAAUGCAAGCCAUAAAGCAAUGGCACGCACAAGUGAAAAAUAAGAAGAAGCUGCAGCAGGAAGAGGAGGCAGGUGCAAAGUUGUCAACAAACAACAGAGUUACCACAGAUCAGUUACCAGAAAUAGAAUUCUCCUCACACAAUAGAGUGCCAACUGUAGCUGAGUUCAGUGCUCAUGAAAUUCAUAAGAUCUCACAAACAUGAAGUUGUUAGUCCUUGUCCUAGUUAGUGGUUGAAGGAGAAGGAGAAUAUAAUUUUUAAUUAAUAGAAUACACAAGGAAAGACUCGAAAUUUUGCA